UAUCAAUAGUUUUCGAUCGACAUAUAACAUUAAGAAGAAGAGGAGCGUCAUCUCUUAGCGACAAGUUAAUAAUGGGUCAAAGUCAGAGUGGAGGCCACGGUCCAGGAGGAGGCAAGAAGGACGACAAGGAUAAGAAAAAGAAGUAUGAACCUCCAAUUCCAACCAGAGUUGGCAAGAAAAAGAAGAAGACCAAGGGACCAGACGCUGCCAGCAAACUGCCACUGGUUACUCCUCACACCCAGUGCCGUCUGAAGCUGCUGAAGCAAGAGCGGAUCAAAGACUACUUAUUGAUGGAGGAGGAGUUCAUCAGGAACCAGGAGCAGAUGAAGCCCCUGGAGGAGAAACAGGAGGAGGAGAGGUCAAAGGUGGAUGACCUGCGAGGAACUCCCAUGUCUGUGGGCACUCUGGAGGAAAUAAUUGAUGACAACCAUGCGAUUGUUUCCACCUCAGUGGGAUCAGAACAUUAUGUCAGCAUCCUGUCCUUUGUGGAUAAAGAUCUACUGGAGCCAGGCUGCUCUGUCUUGCUCAACCACAAGGUCCACGCUGUAAUCGGGGUGCUGAUGGAUGAUACAGAUCCUUUAGUGACUGUGAUGAAGGUGGAGAAAGCCCCACAAGAAACUUACGCAGAUAUCGGAGGACUUGACAACCAGAUCCAAGAGAUCAAGGAGUCCGUGGAGCUGCCUCUCACACACCCCGAGUAUUAUGAGGAGAUGGGUAUCAAGCCACCCAAAGGUGUCAUCCUCUACGGUGCACCAGGCACAGGGAAGACGCUGCUCGCUAAGGCCGUAGCCAAUCAGACAUCAGCCACUUUCCUGCGUGUGGUGGGAUCCGAGCUGAUCCAGAAGUACCUGGGAGAUGGGCCCAAGCUGGUCCGAGAGCUUUUUAGGGUGGCAGAGGAACACGCCCCCUCCAUCGUCUUCAUCGAUGAGAUUGAUGCCAUAGGCACAAAGAGGUAUGACUCAAACUCGGGAGGUGAGCGGGAGAUUCAGAGGACAAUGCUGGAGCUGCUCAACCAGCUGGACGGCUUUGAUUCACGGGGCGAUGUCAAGGUCAUCAUGGCCACCAACCGGAUAGAAACGCUGGAUCCUGCCCUCAUUCGACCUGGCAGAAUUGAUCGUAAGAUCGAGUUUCCCCUCCCUGAUGAAAAGACCAAAAGGAGGAUCUUCCAGAUCCACACCAGCCGCAUGACGGUGGCGGACGAUGUUACGCUUGAUGACCUCAUUUUGGCAAAGGACGACUUAUCGGGAGCAGACAUAAAGGCUAUUUGCACAGAGGCGGGACUGAUGGCUUUGCGAGAGCGCCGGAUGAAAGUCACCAAUGAAGACUUUAAGAAGUCAAAGGAAAACGUCCUGUACAAGAAGCAGGAGGGCACACCGGAGGGCCUUUACCUCUAACUUUACUCACCUACAAAA
Messenger RNA from Thalassophryne amazonica, 1412 nucleotides. RefSeq names its product 26S proteasome regulatory subunit 4. Gene Ontology annotation, cellular component: proteasome regulatory particle, base subcomplex. The transcript is spliced from 11 exons. Bases 72 to 1394 code for a protein of 440 amino acids. Lineage: Eukaryota; Metazoa; Chordata; Actinopteri; Batrachoidiformes; Batrachoididae. The record is from RefSeq and is a predicted model, not a curated record. Gene Ontology annotation, molecular function: ATP hydrolysis activity; ATP binding; proteasome-activating activity. Gene Ontology annotation, biological process: proteasome-mediated ubiquitin-dependent protein catabolic process.